This is a messenger RNA of Aspergillus wentii DTO 134E9, 1758 nucleotides long. RefSeq lists its product as uncharacterized. Gene Ontology annotation, cellular component: chromatin. NCBI's taxonomy places the organism in Eukaryota, Fungi, Ascomycota, Eurotiomycetes, Eurotiales, Aspergillaceae. Gene Ontology annotation, molecular function: zinc ion binding; DNA-binding transcription factor activity, RNA polymerase II-specific; RNA polymerase II cis-regulatory region sequence-specific DNA binding. The record is from RefSeq and is a predicted model, not a curated record. Gene Ontology annotation, biological process: DNA-templated transcription; regulation of transcription by RNA polymerase II. Bases 1 to 1758 code for a protein of 585 amino acids. The transcript is spliced from 5 exons.
AUGUUUGAAUGCACCCAGUGUGGAAAAUCCUAUCAAAAAAGAACACAUCUAUCUCGACACCAGGAGACGCACGCCUAUCUCUCAUUCAACUGUCAAUUCUGCCAGAAAGCUUUUUCCAAAUCAGAGGUAGCACGACGACAUAGCCAAUCAUGUGCGAGAAAGCAUAACCAGCCGCUGCCUGCUGCCAGUAAACCUGGUCGGAAACGACAGUCGUGCGAUGGCUGUUUUCUGGCAAAGGCAGCUUGUGAUCGAAAGCAGCCAUGCUCGAGAUGCCAGUCUAUGCGGCGAGGGUGUACUUUUGCAAGUCAAGGGGAGAGCGUAACAGUACUCGCUUCGACGACAACGACGCGAUCAUCGUCCCUGUACUUUCCAGGCAACGAAGAACCCUUUGCCUUUCUGCGCUAUUUCACAGACCCCUCGGUACAGAUGGAUAGACUGGCGAUUGGAAAGACAGCCGAAUUUUCAGUCCAGAGAAACCUGGAAAUGCUCUAUUCGCAUCUCGAACACGCGCUCAUGCCUGUCAACUUUCCGGCCGUCCCAUUCAUGGGUGAAGGCUUGUCUGGUGGACUGUUCGAUGAAGCAGAAUCAUUCUCUCCUAAUCUUCUGAAGCAAUUGAACGAGGUCUUGAACGAACUGGUCCAAGUGUCCAAAUCAAUGGCCUCGAAAGAGAAACCCCUCGACAUGCUGGACCUCACCUCGCUCUUCACAGCCCCGAGCCUGUUCAUCUUCAUCUCUGUCUUCUUCCACUCCCUCCACUGGCAUCUCCCCGUCGUGCAUUUUCCCACCUUUGAUCCGGGCAAUAUCUCCAACAUUCUCCUCCUAGCCAUCUGCCUGACGGGUGCAUCCUACACCACACUGCCGCAUGGAACACGAAUCCCACCCAGUCUGCUCGAUGUGGCCGAAGAGCUUAUUUUCCGGGAACUCGCCAGCCUGUCUACAAUCUCAUUGAAAGACCCAACGCAGUCACUUCCAAUCGUUCAGGUCAUACAGAGUGCGCUUAUUAUUGAAAUGCUUCAAUUCGGCCAGGACCGGAAAGACACGCGACGCCGGAUUCGAAUCUUCCGCCAUCCAUGCCUGGUCUCUGUGAUGCGCUCGUUUGGCUUUUUCCAGUUACGACGACGAAUGGCAGUCCGGGUUUGUGAUGACCAUACGUGGAGGGAAAUGGUGGCGGAGGAAGUGUGCAUACGACUCGCCUGCUGGGUCUUCCUAGCCGAUGGAUUCCUGACGGUUUGCUUCAAAAACCAUCCCUCGUUGUCGAGCUUUGAGAUGAAUUGCGACUUUUCGUGGCCUACUGCUUUGUGGGAAGCUGAUAGCGCUGCUUCUUUUAAUAAUAUUGUUGCUGCAGAUACAGCACUCUCGCCAUCGCAUUCAUUCCCAGACGCUUUGGGGCAAUUACUUUCCAAUUCCAUCAGUGAUUCGAUACAACUGUCUGUAGAGCAUUUACUAAUGCUCAUCUACGCAAUAAACAUCCUCGCCUUCCAAGCUCGCGCAGGCCUCCUCGCAUACCUCCCACUGAAGAGCAUUUCCAACGCCGCCCAAAACUGGAAGAAAAUCUGGGACGGCACUGCUUCUUCACUAGGCACAGAGCGAUCCCUCCUUCUGGGUUACCCACAGCACGCGGAGGAGCUUUGGCGACUGGUUUCUGCGACGCUGGAUAUGGCUACGAGGGAUGAGGGGAGGAUUUGUUAUUUGGAUGGUGGGGCGACGGAUGAUUUGGAUGAUUUGCAUGGUUUUAUUCAGUAUUGUGCGAGUCGCUAG